Eubalaena glacialis (North Atlantic right whale) is the source of this 548-nucleotide messenger RNA. It is a transcript of the gene AHSP, whose product is annotated as alpha hemoglobin stabilizing protein. The transcript is spliced from 3 exons. Gene Ontology annotation, cellular component: cytoplasm. NCBI's taxonomy places the organism in Eukaryota, Metazoa, Chordata, Mammalia, Artiodactyla, Balaenidae. The coding region runs from base 110 to 418 and encodes 102 amino acids. Gene Ontology annotation, molecular function: hemoglobin binding. The record is from RefSeq and is a predicted model, not a curated record. Gene Ontology annotation, biological process: protein folding; protein stabilization; erythrocyte differentiation.
AGGAGUGGGCGCAGGAGCAUGGAGGUCUAAGACCUGUUAUCAGCUCUCCCGGGUGUGUGGCCUGGGACGUGUCACAGCUCGGCUCUGGGCCUCAGUGUCCAGUCUGCAGAUGGCCCUUCUUCAAACCAAUAAGGAUCUCAUUGCUACAGGAAUAAAGGAAUUUAACAUUCUGCUAAAUCAGCAGGUCUUCUCUGAUCCUGCUGUCCCUGAAGAAGCCAUGGUGACUGUGGUGAAUGACUGGGUGAACUUCUACAUCAACUAUUAUAGGCAGCAGAUGGUGGGGGAACAGCAAGAGCAGGAUAAGGCUGUGCAGGGACUUCGGCAAGAGCUGGAUACUCUGUCUGCCUCUUUCCUGGACAAAUACAGGAACUUCCUGAAGUCCUUGGGAGCACCCGAUCACAGGCUGCCUUCCUCCUAGCCAGGGGACCCAGGCUUGUCUGAGACCCUUAAAUGCUGCCUCUGUGUUCUUCAAGGCCUCAGGCUCUGCUCCUUCAUGGUGUUACUGCACCCUGACACCUCAAUAAAGACCAGUACUUGUUUUGAUGGUU